Messenger RNA from Oreochromis aureus, 1690 nucleotides. Its product is annotated as myoD family inhibitor domain-containing protein-like. The transcript is spliced from 4 exons. NCBI's taxonomy places the organism in Eukaryota, Metazoa, Chordata, Actinopteri, Cichliformes, Cichlidae. The coding region runs from base 99 to 758 and encodes 219 amino acids. The record is from RefSeq and is a predicted model, not a curated record.
UUUCCUGACCCUUUGGUGUGGACAGAAGCCAGAGGGUGAAGGAGGAGAUCGGGUGAACAAAGCGUAAGAAGGAUCCUGAGCAGUCAUGUAUACCAGACAUGUUACAAGGAGAGCACUUAUCUGUGGAUGGGGAGGAGCAAAAAACAAGCCAGACUAAAGGUAGCACGUCUCUAAAAUCAGCCCAGGAAAUCCUUUCAGUGGGUGACCCUGUUAGCAGAGGAAAUACCAUCACCACUGAUCUUAUCAGCUCUCAGCCUCUGCCUGCUGUUUCUCCACCAGCAGAGGCUUCACAGGAGGCAGCAGCGUUUAAGAAACUUACAUCUGACCACCAGCAGAAGCCCGUGUGUCCACGGUGUGGCCUCGCAGCUCCAGAUGACAGACUGCAGGGCUCCAGGUUGUCAGUGCACAGCGGCAGCAGGAGCAGUAAAAGGAGAAGGGAGGCGGGUGCUGCGGCUGGAUCACACCAAACUGCGGCUACACCUGCUGACACGUGCUUUCACCUGCUGCUGGCGUGCCUGUCGUGCCACUGCUCCGUGCUGCUCCUGGGUCUCCUGGAGGCUUGCUCCUCAUGCCUUCACACCCUCUGCUCCUCCUGCUGCCACGCGUGCACCCGCUGCUGUUCAGCCGUUCGGGAGGUUCCCGUGGAGGAGCUCAACUGCCACGCCCACUGCCACUCCGUAUUGUUCGAGUCCUGCUGCGAGCCAACCGAGUGUCUCGAGUUUUGUCUGGAGUGUUGCGAGAUCUGCCAUCGCAGCUAGGACACUAAAGACUGUGGGCCAAUAAGAGAAAGUAACACUAAUGUGGGAUUUAUUAGUACACUGAUGUUGGUUUUGAUUAACUACCAUUUUAUUAACCGUGAUGUAAACAUAUGAGCAAAUGUGAGAUGUGAUAAGUAAAUAUUUUUUCUCUGAUUUGAUGCUGCUCGUCUUAAGCGAAUGAAAUAUUCUUGGUAUGCCAGAUAAAAAAACAACAACAACAGUUGUGCAAUUGGGAAAAAACAACAGUAAAAAUGGGUUUCUUCAUGAUAUAUUAGAAGCUGAAUCAAUGAAAAAGACCCAAGAGUCCUUUAGCUUAGGCUGGCAUAAAGACUGAAAUUUAGGGGACACCAGCAUGGCUGCUGGCCACAUUUAAAAGGGAACUCCUUCAACGACUUAGUACAGACUCCUUGGAGACUACCACUGCCAGUGUUGGGGUUGUAACUAAAGCAAUACAUUACACAUUACCUUUCCUUAAAGCUGCAUUACUUUUAUGUUACCUAGUCCUUGCUGUAGAAAGUAAUAUGUUACGCUAGUCGUUACAUUACUUUCCUAAUUCUUUGUAAAAUGACAUGAAGCAUGUUGCAACAUAACGACAACUUAACAAUAUAAACCGGACACACAAACACACCAACACCAGUCCCAAUCCUAAUGAGGACAGAUAUACAACAACAGAAAGCAAAGUUGAAAACCAGCCCAAAGACAUUUCAGAGCGAUCCCGAAGCGAGUCUGCUUCAGAAACAUGAACAGGUAGAAAGAAGUCUUUAACAUCCUGCUGGGGUUUUUUGCUAGCUUUGUGUUAACAUCCAGUCUGCAGCAGGUUGCAAAGACCUGAAGUUCUUGUAUCAAUAUUUUUGCUGCUGUUUCUGUCCUGGACACAGUUUGCAUGUCCCUAAUGCUCUUAUCCUUGAAAUAAAAAUAAAAUCCAUGUUCAU